GAUCGUCGUUUAGUGUGCUCCCUUAGUGCUUCUCUGCCCAAGCAGCGGGGAGCCCUUUCAAACAUUUCCUUCUGAUAAAUGUAGUGAUCUAUAGUGUUGUAACUUCGGUACAAGGCAGCUUAUGCCAAGAAAUCAACUACCUCAGGGACCUAGCAUCUAAGUGAAAAAAAUAAAACAUUUCGUAAUCAACGUACAAGUGCGUGCAAGUGAACUCUAUCUACCUCUGAUCGAUAUAUGUACUAGUUAGAACGCAGUGAAUCUCUCAGGGUGUGCCGUGAACAUUAUGAGACUAUGAAGAAUCUGAAUACUUCGUUCCACAUGGGACGUCAUUCUGCCGCAGCGAACCAAAUCCGGCCCAGUGACAAGUGUUAGUAGGAUCUUCUACAUCGUAACCAACCGACCGACUCAAGCCCCAUGUGCUCACACAACCACACACACUCCAUUGUGAUAUGUCCCUCUAGGAAGGAGCCGCUCCUCACCCCUCGAGGAUCAUCACCCUCUUACAGACGAGUGUAAUCUAAUGCAUUUUAAUCAGCGCAAACAACAAGACUUGAAGAACUCCAACAAGUUCUGCAUUUUUUUUCUUUCGCUGACCACGCCGCCAUCUCGUUUCGCCUCCCGGUCCCGUCGGCGGCCACACGCGGUUCGUGCUAGAAUAGAAUAAAUAAAACAUCACUUCGAGAGUGCGGCGAUUGGCCGACUCUUGGGUACCCUCUGGGGGAAACUUCAAUCCGAGGGAACCACCAACCCCGGCAGCAGUCACUCCAGAAGAAACCGACCGCAUCCACAAACGCGGGGAACAGAUAUAGUUGGAGAUGUUCUGAAAAAGUUCGCGAGUGAGUGAAAUAGCGAAAAAAACGUUCUCGACCCAUCGCGGAAAAGGGAAGCCAGAGCAAGCGACGCGGUGAAACGCGCUGCCGCGGACGCCAACAAACCUAAAAUUUAACCUUGAGUUAAACAUAUCAUUUUUUUUCGCUAGUGAUUCGCAAAUUUGCGAUCUCCACACGCGAACUGCGACGAGGGACAACAGAACAACGUCGCGCCGCACCCACGUCCUCCCCUCUCGAGUGGAUCGCGAAUACAACCCUCGUCGUCAAACCAACCGCGUCGCGUUUCGCGCAUUGCCACAUCGCCGCCGCCGCCUUACUGCUCUAAACGCUAAGCCAACAUCAGUUUGACUCCCCGCGAAGUUCCGACGCUCGCGAUCGAAUCCCGCGCCACCAUUUGGCCACGGCUCUUCGGUAUCAUUUUCUAUUCCCCGCCCCAACACAACAAACUGCGGCGACGAAGGGGGAUUCUGACUGAUUUUACAUUCGCGACACAUAUUCGCUAAGCACAGUGUGACACACGAAGAAGAAGAAAAGAAGAAUAGUUCGAAGAGGAAGAAGAUUUGCCAAAACCAUUAACGGCGGCAGCAGCAUCAGCAUUCGCAGCGGCAGUAAACGAGACAGCAACCGAAAGUAAAACUUUGUUGUAAAGUUGAAGGAACAGCACUGACACAGGAACAAUGGACCAGCAGUAUUGCUUACGCUGGAACAACCAUCAAUCCAACCUGACAACCGUGCUCAGAACCCUGCUGGAAGAUGAGAAACUGUGUGAUGUCACGCUGGCCUGCGAUAAUGGAAUUGUCAAAGCACAUCAAGCGAUACUGUCGGCGUGCAGUCCGUACUUUGAACAGAUCUUCGUCGAGAACAAACACCCGCAUCCUAUCAUCUACCUGCGCGAUGUCGAGGUCAGUGAAAUGCGCGCCCUGCUCAACUUCAUGUACCAGGGCGAGGUGAACGUUGGCCAGCACAACCUGCAGAACUUCCUCAAAACGGCGGAGAGCUUAAAAGUACGAGGUCUCACCGAGAGCAGUGCCGACCGGUACGCAUCCGAAGCCGACAAAAGCAGACCCGACCGGUCGAGGGUUGACUCGCGAGAUGGACGCGACUCGGUCCCCCCAACCAGUGUCACCACCAACAACAACACCAUCAACAGUAACAACAAUAACAACAACAACAAUAAUAACAACAACAACAACAAUACUCUCCACCACCCGCUGCAGCGGGACAAAGAACUACGUGAACGGGAAGAGCUGAGGGAACGGGACAGGAGGGAGGCCCAUCGGGAACUGCAGAGAGAACGGGAACUGCAGGCGCGAGAACACCAGCGCAGUGCCAGUGCCGAUCUGCUCACGCCGAUGACCGACGACUGCCGUUACUCCCCCUCGGACGACCGGGAAAUGUCGGUAGUAGACAGUAAGAAAAAACGUAAAAUGUCCACCUGUGAUAACUCUUUGCCCUCGACACCGAGCCUGAUGAACGAUCGACCGGGUGGAUACGAAUCGCAGGCGUCAUCACACAGUAGUAUCAAGCUAAGUCCAAAGCCAGACGACGAGUUCAAAGUCAGCUCACCAGCCCCGAUGCAUUCGCUCGCCAGUCAGAUCAAACAAGAGUACUCUGACCUGCCCAGUCGCCAUCACCCACUGCAUCCAGAGCUAUUGCCGAAAAAUGUUUGGGGAAGUGAAUCCACAUCAGCAUCGUUGUCGGCCGGCAAAGCGAUCGCUACUUCUUCCUCCACAUCACAGCCAUCGCCGUCGACGUCCACAGCCUGUAAGCCUUUGAUGACGACACUAACCGGCCAAACGCUUAUUACUGCCAUAAAAGAGGAGUCCCCCUCCUCCUCGACCACUCAAGACCACCACAAACACCAGCAGUUGCUUUCCUCGCUGGCUGAACUUCAGCACCUGAAGCAGCAACAGCAGCAAUCCAGUGUACAAAAUCAGCUACAGCUGUCCCAAAGUACAAUAUCGAUCAUUUCGAACGCUGCGGCUGCCACUCCAAGCUUUACCAGCUGGAGCAGCCCAUCGAACCUGCAUCGUUACCUCCUUCAACAGCAACAGCAGCAACAACAACAGCCCCCUCGUGGAUCUUCAAGUAGUGCCAGUGCAACCGCCGAGGAAUCCCUCCUAGAGGAAAUGAUCCGUCCCUCGACGGUGCACACCAAACCUCACACACCCCGCCAAACGUCCCGCGGCGGGCGUGAUCCCUCCACAACCCCGUCCUCCCGCAAAGGUGGCCGUUUUCGGCCGAACUGGCUCGAACAGUUCGACUGGCUCAAGUACGACGAGGAGAAGAACUACAUGUACUGUGCCUUCUGUCGGCGGUGGAGCAACGACAUACCCGACAUACGCACCUCGUUCGUUGAGGGCAACUCCAACUUUCGGCUGGAGAUCGUCAACCAUCACGACAAGUGCAAGGCCCACCGAUUGUGCAAGGAACGCGAACAGCGCGAAGUGGAACUCACCCAAAUGGAAACGGACCAGGACCGGGGUGGCGGCGGUGGCGGUGUAGGUGCCGCAACUUGAGCCUCGUCCCCCUGGCCGGAAAGCAAUCGCGGCGAUGAGGAGGAGGAGGUGAAAGUGGAAUUUUGUGAUAAUCCAAAACCCCGUUCCCGUGGAAGCGCCAUCGCGCCAGAACUAGACCUUCUGGCGACUUUCUAAAUCUAUAGAGACAGAGAAAUGUUUAUCUUUAUAUUAGUUGUUAAGUGUUUUGGCUUGUAUUUUGAGACAUUUUAGCAGGUGUGCUAAAAUCACGAAUCGCGCUGGUGAAAUUUUGCAGCGGAUUUUCAUUCUUACCAGUAGCGCGAUGCAAACAUGAGUAGGUUGGUAGGUUAGUUGAACUUGAGAGGACCCUUACCGCCUAGCGGAUGAUGAAAUAUAUUUUGUGUCAAAAGAACUGUAAGCCCUUCAGUACCAUAGAGGAUUACCGAAUAAAUGAACAGUGAUGAAU
This is a messenger RNA of Armigeres subalbatus, 3773 nucleotides long. RefSeq names its product sex determination protein fruitless (gene fru). Gene Ontology annotation, biological process: regulation of transcription by RNA polymerase II. Gene Ontology annotation, cellular component: nucleus. The transcript has 7 exons. The record is from RefSeq and is a predicted model, not a curated record. NCBI's taxonomy places the organism in Eukaryota, Metazoa, Arthropoda, Insecta, Diptera, Culicidae. The coding region runs from base 1508 to 3349 and encodes 613 amino acids. Gene Ontology annotation, molecular function: protein binding.